This is a messenger RNA of Sungouiella intermedia, 1128 nucleotides long. The record is from the annotation of a GenBank genome assembly. Lineage: Eukaryota; Fungi; Ascomycota; Pichiomycetes; Serinales; Metschnikowiaceae.
AUGCCAGUUGUACAGUUAGUUGACUUCGACUUUAUGAUAAAGUCAGGAAUUGACAUAUUUGCUGAUAUUCCUCAACAGGAAUGGCUCGACUAUAUCGACAACCUAAUGAACCCUUUGGAUUCUCCGACCAUUGCUGACCUACUCAAUGUUAUCAACACUCGCACAACACUUGAAGUAUUAUAUGUGCUUAUGUAUAUGAAAUGUGAUUGGCAGAUAUUUAACUUGCCACAGGUCAAGGUAGAAUUUGAAAGAAGAAUGAAGUUAGUAACUGACGCACACUCUACCGAUCAAUUCGAUAAGGUUCUUGUGGAAAAAUUCCAAAGAAUAAUUUUACUAAGGGAGCUUUACUUUAUGUUGUUGAAGAAAAUGUGUGAGCACAUGAAUUAUACCAUUUCAACUUUCACAUUCAGAGAGUUUUACGAGCACAUGUCAUUAGUGAACACUAACUUGAUCAUAGAAGUGGAGCAAAGUUCAGUAACGAAGCUAAUGAACUGCUUCUCUGGAGUAGCACGGCUGAAUAUGUUCACUUUGCUCAAUGGCUGUGGCAUCAAGUGUCUCCCUGAUCAUAGUUUCAACAAUUUACCGUACGAAAAGAUUCAAACAAAUUGGUGGAAGGAAUAUCACGUAUUUAUUGAAAAUGGCAGCAACCCACCCAAACUAAGAGAUAUAGGUCCUGUGAUCAAUAUUGUUAUGACAACUGCUAGCCGGAACAACGAAGGGAAAACUUUUAAAUGGAACGACAGAGAAUCGGUAUUCAUCACAGGCAGGGUUGCUUCCAUGUACUCGAGGUUACAGAUGCCAUCAAACGGUUAUUCUGUAUCGACUGUUUUCAUUGGAUCAUUCUUGGUACUUGUUCUUGGCUUCAUUUUUGUUUUUGGAGCAGCAGUGGACUUAUUUUUAGGUCUACCACAGUAUCUUUCCAAGUCGAGUUUGUCAACUGACUCAGAAGUGAAUAAUUGGUUGGACUUAGAUGAAUACGAACUGGCAUAUUUGACAAGAGACGUUUAUGAUAGUCCAUGGAAGUACGAUAUGAGUGACAAGAAUAAUCGAGCCGCCUAUGCCAGGCAACAUGCGGAUAGGCUUAAGUACUAUAAUGCGGCUUUACAGAGAAAUCAGCAGAUAUGCUGA